Messenger RNA from Phacochoerus africanus (Common warthog), 1267 nucleotides. It is a transcript of the gene GFER, whose product is annotated as growth factor, augmenter of liver regeneration. The transcript has 3 exons. Bases 115 to 732 code for a protein of 205 amino acids. The record is from RefSeq and is a predicted model, not a curated record. Gene Ontology annotation, biological process: liver development. Gene Ontology annotation, cellular component: mitochondrion. Lineage: Eukaryota; Metazoa; Chordata; Mammalia; Artiodactyla; Suidae. Gene Ontology annotation, molecular function: flavin-dependent sulfhydryl oxidase activity; flavin adenine dinucleotide binding.
CGGGCUCCCGGCUCCUGCGGCCGCGCCCUGGCGGCGGCGCGCGCCCUAGCCUGGAGACCGACUUGGAGGCCCAUCUGGAGACCGAGCUGGCCCGGCAGGCAUUGCGCGGGCAACAUGGCGGCCCCCGGCGAGCGGGGCCGCUUCGGCGGGAACCUCUUCUCCUUCCUGCCCGGCGGCGCGCGCUCCGAGGUGGUGGAUGACCUGGUGACGGACGCGCGCGGCCGGGGCGCCGGGCGAAGAGAUGCCGCCGCUUCAGCCGGGAUGCCCUCCCAGGCCCCGGCCUCGGAUUCUCAGGUCGCCGAGGACGCCUCCCGGAGGCGGCCCUGCCGGGCCUGCGUGGACUUCAAGUCGUGGAUGCGGACGCAGCAGAAGCGGGACAGCAAGUUUAGGGAAGAUUGUCCUCCAGAUCGCGAGGAACUCGGCCGCCACAGCUGGGCUGUCCUCCACACCCUGGCUGCUUACUACCCCGACCUGCCCACCCCAGAACAGCAGCAAGAUAUGGCUCAGUUGGUAAAUUUAUUUUCCAAGUUUUACCCGUGCGAGGAGUGUGCUGAAGACAUGAGGAGGAGGAUAUGCCGGAACCAGCCAGACACACGCACCCGGGCACACUUCACCCAGUGGCUGUGCCGCCUGCACAACGAGGUGAACCGCAAGCUGGGCAAGCCGGAGUUUGACUGCUCGCAGGUGGACGAGCGCUGGCGAGACGGAUGGAAGGACGGCUCCUGUGACUAGACACCAGCCAGCCAGAGCAUGUGCGCGGCCUGACCAGAGUGGGUGGGGCUCAUUAUUAAAAGUACAUCAGAGCCAGAGCCUGUCUUGUCUCAGUUGGGUGGUCCCCAGGGCCCAUGGAGCCCUCUCUCAGGUUCAGAGUAGAAGUGGGGGUGCCCCCGACGGCCUCCCCCUCAACCCAGGCCCGAGGGUGCUGAAGGAGGCCAGGGCAGCCUAGGCUGUCCCUCCCUUUCCAGAUUCGGCCUCCUGCUCACCUGACACCCUGCUGCCAACUUAGGAAGGUGACCAGCCUGGCAGGGCUCCUCUGUUUUGCCAGGCCAGGCCCCUGUCCCCCACCGUGUAGCUAGGGACAGCUGGCAUGGCUGCAGUGUCCGCAGCCCGGGGCCUGUGCACUGCCAGCACUUCAGGAGAGAGGCCUGGGGGCUGAGCUCUGCUGCACACCUGCCAUGCAGCAUGUGGCCUUGCUCAGCUGCACCAGGCCUGUCGACGGCUUCUGUGGAGCUUGAGACCAAAAUAAAAUGCUGGAGAAGUGACUGAA